Messenger RNA from Drosophila obscura, 4121 nucleotides. RefSeq names its product ran-binding protein 16 (gene Ranbp16). Lineage: Eukaryota; Metazoa; Arthropoda; Insecta; Diptera; Drosophilidae. The transcript is spliced from 17 exons. The record is from RefSeq and is a predicted model, not a curated record. The coding region runs from base 539 to 3877 and encodes 1112 amino acids. Gene Ontology annotation, cellular component: cytoplasm; nuclear pore. Gene Ontology annotation, biological process: protein export from nucleus. Gene Ontology annotation, molecular function: small GTPase binding; nuclear export signal receptor activity.
AUUUGUUUACAAGCAAACAGUUUUUGGAUCUGAGUACUAGGCUUAAUAUAUAGCACUUUCGGUCGACGGAAAAUUUAGUGCGUCUGAGUACUUGGCUUUAAUAACAUAUCGAAGUUCGUGUUUUUUUCAAUCACCAUCGAUAGUAUCGAAAAUGUCAAAGAAGUUUUGCAUCGCUACAACUCCUUGCUUAAUGAAUUCGAUUUUCUUUUCUUUAUUUACAUCUCAUUUCAAAAAUAAUCAACAGGCAGUGUUAAAAUAUUUAGGUCAUACGAUCAUUGUAUUAUUGUAUUUUUAAUUUUUUUAAUUGUUCAUAAACAAUGUUAACAUUUAAUGUCAAACAGCGCGUGUAGUUAAAAAAAAGUGCCGGGUUGUAAAGCGUUUUCAACACUCACAUAAAUACAAACAAAACAUUAGCAUAUUUUUGCUCUUUUUUGUUAUUGAAACGAAAGCGGCCACGAAGCUGUGACGUUAUGGUACUUGAUGGAUUAUUUUCAUUAGUUUUAGUUGUAUAUAAUAUGUGUGCAACAUUCUUUCUGUUAUGUUAACAAAUUCAAACCAAGAAAUUACAAUGUUUGCAUCAGUGUCAUGUCUAGAUGAGAUACAGCAACUUGAAGUACUGUGCAAACAACUUUACGAAGCUACAGAUGUUUGCAUUCGUGAAGAUGCAGAGAAAGCCCUUGCUACAUUUGUAAGUAGCCAAGAUGCGCUACCCAAAUGUCAACUUCUACUAGACCGAGCAGAUUCUAGUUAUGCACAGCUGCUUGCCGCAUCCACACUUACAAAACUAAUACAGGGACUCACGCUUGAGCAAAGAAUCGACAUUCGUAGCUACGCAUUAAACUACUUGGCUACUAGGCCUAAUUUGCAGCAUUUUGUUAUUCAAGCUUUGGUUACACUUCUGGCCAAAAUUACAAAAUAUGGUUGGUUCGACACUUACAAAGGUGAAUUGAUCUUUCAAAAUUUAUUAGAAGACGUAAAAAAGUUUUUGCAGGGGUCUGUGGAGCACUGCACAGUUGGCGUUCAAAUCUUAUCACAGUUGGUAUCUGAAAUGAAUUCUAUUGUGGAGUUAGAUGUACACUUGUCCUUCUCAAAGAAUCGAAAGAUAGCUACAUCCUAUCGUGACCAGCAACUUUACGACACAUUUCUACUAUCUUGCUCACUAUUGAUAACAGCACGUGAUAACAGCAAGAACCUUAAAUUUAUGGAUGAAUCGCAGAAAGCGUUGAUAUCUCAUGUGCUGCGACUGACGAAAAAUUGUUUAAGCUUUGAUUUUAUUGGAAGCUCAACAGAUGAAUCUACCGAUGAUAUGAACAACGUUCAGAUUCCAACAGCCUGGCGGCCUGCGUUCCUGGAUUUAAACACACUGAAACUGUUUUUUGAUUUAUACCAGAUUCUUCCAAAUGGUUUAGCUAGCUACUCCAUAUCUUGUUUGGUUCAAAUGACCUCUGUGCGUCGAUCGCUUUUUAGUAAUACUGAAAGAACGAAAUUUCUCACACAUCUAGUUGAAGGAGUAACAAAUAUUUUGACAAACUUGCACGGUUUAAGUGAUCCAGAUAACUAUCACGAAUUCUGCCGCUUGCUAGCUCGACUUAAAUCAAAUUAUCAAUUAGGCGAGCUUAUUGCCGUUCCUUGUUAUCCAGAAGCUAUCGAAUUGAUAGCGAAAUUUACUGUGCAAUCAUUGCAUUUGUGGCUUUUUGCACCAAACAGUGUGCACUACUUGCUUACACUUUGGCAACGUAUGGUUGCUUCUGUACCAUAUGUAAAGUCCCCGGAUCCGCAUUUACUAGGUACAUAUACACCAGAAGUUAUUAAAGCUUACAUCGAGUCGCGCCUAGAUGCUGUUCCUUUAAUUGUAAGGGACAAUCUAGAGGACCCACUGGAUGAUCUGUGUAUGGUGCAGCAACAGCUUGAGCAACUGUCAGUUAUUGAGCGGUGCGAGUAUAAUAAGACUUGCAGUCUUCUUGUGCAGCAUUUUGAUCAAAAGGCACGUGAGUAUGAAAAUCUUGUACAGACGUCCAACGCUAAUCCCAUAGAUAUAACUGUGCAUGAGCUACAGUUAACUUGGUUGGUCUACAUUAUCGGGUCGGCUAUUGUUGGUCGCCUUUCUGUUACGACUAGCGACGAGCAUGAUACUAUGGAUGGAGAGCUUGUCAUUAGAGUGCUACAACUAAUGAGUCUGACAGAUGCACGUUUGCCUCAGGCUGGAUGCGAAAAGCUCGAGCUGGCCAUGUUAAGCUUUUUGGAUCAAGUUCGCAAAAUGCAUAGUAGCGAGCAAGCACAAAAAGCGAAUGUAUAUAAGAGACUGACUGAAGUUUUCGGACUUAGCGAUGAGCAAAUGCUAUUAAGCUUUAUAAAUCGUAAAAUUAUUACCAAUUUAAAGUUUUGGGGGCGCUCUGAACAGAUUAUAACUAAAACUCUGAUGUUACUUUCGGAUCUUUCUGUGCACUUUAAUUCAGUGCGUAAGCUUGCACGCUUAGACGAAGUGCAAUUCAUGCUGACACACCAUACAAGCGAACAUUUCCCUUUCCUAGGAACAAACUCUUCCCUGAGUGAAAUGCGAUGUCGCACCAUGUUUUACACAUCUCUAGGCCGAUUGUUAAUGUUUGAUUUGGGAGAAGAUGAAGAACGUUUCUAUAAUUUUUUGACGCCUUUGACAAAUCAAUUUGAAAACCUUGGAACUGUGCUGAUGGAUGCUAAUAGUUUUCCUAAUGACGAGGCUAAGAAAGCAAUUAUUGGAUUGGCACGAGACCUACGAGGAUUAGCCCUGCCACUAAAUGCUCGUAUUCAGUAUACCAUGCUUUUUGAAUGGCUCUACUAUACAGACUACUUGCCCAUAUUGCUGCGUGCAGUGGACUUAUGGGCUCAUGAUCCCGCAGUAACCACACCCGUUCUAAAACUUUUCGCUGAGCUGGUACAUUGUCGAACGCAACGACUGGCUGGAAAUGUAUCCAGUCCUAUGGGAAUACUGCUGUUCCGGGAGGCUUCAAAACUUAUUUGUAUAUACGGAAACCGUAUUUUACAAUUAGAGGUUCCACGUGAUCGACUCUACCCAAUGAAACUAAAAGGAAUAGCAAUAUGUUUUUUAAUUUUAAAGAACUCACUUGGUGGAAACUAUGUUAACUGUGGCGUUUUCAAAUUGUAUGGAGAUGAUACACUGGACAGCGUUCUUAAUAUUGUUGCUAAGUUAAUACUUUCUAUACAACAAAAUGAUUUACUUGAAUAUCCAAAACUGUCUUCUGCAUAUUACAAUUUAUUAAAUUGCCUUUCUCAAGACCAUGUUACAUACCUAGCCGCUUUGGAGCCAUGUGCAUUUGUAUAUAUAUUGGAAAGCCUUACCAAGGGCCUUGCUGCGCUAGAUUCUGCAAUUUACAUAAGCUGCUGCACAAUUUUAGAUAGCAUCGUUUCAUACAUAUUUAAGCAACUUCAGCUGAAAGUUUCCACAUUCCCGAACAAAAAGCUUCGAAGUUUGACACAGGAAAACGAAAAAUUUCUUAAGGUCGUUGAGAUAAACUCUGAAUUGCUUCAGAGUAUGAUGUCUUCCUUAUUAAACAAUGUUUUGGCCGAGGAUUGUCGAAAUCAGUGGUCCAUGUCACGCCCAUUGCUGGUACUAAUAUUACUUUACGAGGAUUUUUAUAGGUCCUUAAAAGAGAGCAUUAUAUGUGGGCAACCAGUUGAAAAACAGCACACAAUGGCUCAGUGGUUUGAUGAUUUGAUGUUAGGAAUCGAGCGUAAUGUUUCCAGUAAAAAUAAGGAGAAGUUUACUCAAAACUUAUCUACAUUUCGUCGGGAUGUAGUUAACCUGCCAAAAACAAUGGCAUAUUCAACAGAAAACUCCUACCAGGCCUACACAGAAACAAACUACUCAAUAUCAGUUUAGAUGUUCGUUAACUAAAUUUAUUCAAAAACAAAUGCCUACUUUUAGAUAUACAAAAAUGUUCGAAAUUUUAAUGCAUACAAUCAGUAAAAAAAAAUUGACUCAGAUAUUAUUGAACUAGUUGCGAAUGAUAGCUUUAUAAGAAAGGUUUAUUAUACAUCAAAGUUCAAUUAACUGGGUCGGAAUAAUUACCAGAAACAUUAUAUUUUUUGUAUGAUAAUAAAAUGUAUGUAUGUAGUGCAAUGUA